UGGUGGUGAGCUGCAUCCUUGAAACUCCAGUCUUUUUGGUAUAGGUACACCCAUUCUGGUGAGUGUUCCAGGAUUUUGAUCCAGUGACACUGAACGAAAGGCAAUUUAUUUCCAAGUCAGAAUGAUUUUGGUCCUGAAUACGAUAUUAACUAACCAACAGGACAUUUUACAACCCUGAGUUAAUACCUAAUUGUGGAAGUCAUGCAUUCCAGGCACCGAGGAGGGAACCUGGGACUGCUUCUGUUACUUAGCCAGAUAAUCCAAGUGGGAUUUGAUAAUAUUCCAACUGUUACGCUGAUAACAAUGGCACUGAAUAUCUACCUUUUCUUAUCACCAGUUAAGCCGUUAUUGAAUGUUUGCAUCAGUGUGCAUGAAACUUGGAACAGAAAAGAUUGGAAACGUCUUUUUUAUUCACCGUUUCACCAUGCUGAUGACUGGCACUUGUAUUUCAACAUGGUGUCUAUGUUAUACAAAGGGAUAAAGUUGGAGCCGAGGCUUGGCACCAAGUGGUUUGCCUACAUGUUGUCUGUGUUUUCUGUCAUGACUGGAGUCGUCUACUUGGUGCUGGAAAUACUCCUUGAAGAACUGAUGGAAGACCAUUCAUAUAAAAUGCAAUGUGCAGUUGGUUUCUCAGGUGUUUUAUUUGCUCUGAAAGUUGUGAACAAUCAUUACAAUCCUGGAGGUAUCAGUUAUGUAUUGGGCUUCCCAGUGCAGAAACAGUAUGCAUGCUGGGGCGAGCUGAUUGCAAUUCAUUUGAUUGCUCCAGGAACAUCUUUUGUUGGCCACCUCUCUGGUAUACUUGUUGGGUUACUGUACACCAAAGGACCCUUGAAGAAUUUGAUGGAAGCGUGUGCUGACGGUGUUUUCUCAAAUACUUCUAGACGGCAUAUCCGAUUCAAUAACCAAGGUUAG
Rhincodon typus (whale shark) is the source of this 912-nucleotide messenger RNA. RefSeq names its product rhomboid domain containing 1 (gene rhbdd1). The record is from RefSeq and is a predicted model, not a curated record. Gene Ontology annotation, molecular function: serine-type endopeptidase activity. Lineage: Eukaryota; Metazoa; Chordata; Chondrichthyes; Orectolobiformes; Rhincodontidae. Gene Ontology annotation, cellular component: membrane. The transcript has 5 exons. Bases 202 to 912 code for a protein of 236 amino acids.